Drosophila nasuta is the source of this 3935-nucleotide messenger RNA. RefSeq lists its product as uncharacterized. The coding region runs from base 98 to 583 and encodes 161 amino acids. The transcript is spliced from 2 exons. Lineage: Eukaryota; Metazoa; Arthropoda; Insecta; Diptera; Drosophilidae. The record is from RefSeq and is a predicted model, not a curated record.
CUCCAACCGCAAAUACCGACGCCAUAUCAACGAGAAUGCGCUGGGCAUUAUACGCAGCACCUUGAAUAGCGGGGGCUUUGGGCCCCAGGCGCCCAACAUGAAUAAGGAAUUGGGCAUACCAUCGAAUGCCGGACCCAUGAAUCAGUUGGCCGCCGGCUAUCAACGUCCGCUCUCGCAUCCCGGCGGCGGCAGCGGGGUGGCUGCCGCUGCGGCCGCAGUGACCGCUGCGCAGCAGGAGAAGGGCAUGUUCAGCAUUAGUCAGCUAAACCUGGAGAUAACGGAGCAGCAUGUGGGCAGUAAUGGACGCAUGGAGAUCACAUGCCUCUCCACGAUACCAUCGGCGGUCGGACAGGGAGAGCAGUAUGCCGAUUACAAAACGUUUUCGGUCAAAGUGGAGGUUGAACGAUAUCAGGUAUCUUCCACGUCUACAGCACCACCAAGCAUUGGCAUGGCGGCGCUCGGAAAUGGCAACGGCCACGGAAAUGAGACCUCGGCCGGGUGGAGAGCGCGUGGCGUUAUCCUGACGCAUCUGUGGUCUCUGGCGCCACUGCUUGUGUUCGUGCUGCUGCCACUGGGCUACUAAGCAGCUAUCUGCAGCAAAGUACGGAGCUGCUAUUAAACUGGAGGAGAGAAGACCACCGACAUAGUAAAAGGUACAGUAAUCCAAAACCAAGGACACUCACUGCAGCGACAUCGAGAGGAAGAGCAAGGACAACACAUGCAAGAUAGCUUUUACAUACACACACACACACAUGAUGUGCACCAAUUUUUCAUUUAUUUCUACAAAGGCUACAAAUUAGCCAGAGUAUUAAGCAGAAAAUGCAAAAAGAGAAAACUAUAGAGCGAGUGCAUGAACAAUAAUCAUUUUUUCGGCUCGUCCUGGCUAGCUAAUUCCCCACAGUUUAUUUGUAAAUAAUUGCAAAGCUGAUGCAAUAAACGAACGAACACAAAAACACAGAAGAGAAAUAUUUGUAAUUAAAUUGCAGUCAUUCUGAAAAACGGAGACAAUUUUUGUAGCAUAGCGAAUUUUUGUAUAGUCAAUUGAGCAUUCCCCAAUGAAGUCCCAAGGAAGUGCUCCGACUGAAGCCAUUGAGAAAACUGAAAAGUGGACAAGGGAAUUGUUUUGCUUUUCAAAGGUCAGCCACAGUUGCAGUUGGCGUUUUCGACCUAGCCAGAAAUUUUUUGCAGUGAAAAAAAAAAAUACAAAAAAAGGAGAAAAACUAGAUGAGACCACAAAAACUAUAUUGGAAAAGUUUUUGGAGAACUUAAGCAGCCAUCAGCAGACUGCUUGGGCCAAUGUACCUAAAAAUGCAAAAGAAAAGUUAUGCAAACAAAUGAUAUUUUUUAUGGUGUUGUAAUGCUUUCGCUACUGAGAGAGAAUGUUGAGGAGAUAUUGAUAGAGAGAGAUGGCAAAUUUAAGGCUAAGUUAAAGGCAAAAUUGAAUUUAGGCCCUAGAAACAAAAAGUUAAUUAACCCCCCAAAUGAAGAAAAUUAAAUGUUUAAAUGUAAAAUAAUUAGACAGUUAAACCAAGAAGCUUACAAAUACAAUCAGUGUUGAAAACAUUUUGAGACAACAACAACAAGAACAAAACAAAAAGUAAAGAAAUGUAAUGAAAUGUAAAGAAAAGGCGUCGAAAUGAGCGCAAUCUGCGGCACGUGGUGAAUCUAGAAAAGGGUCAACCCGAAUGGCUGAACUCCCUUUUUUGCGAUUGUCGCUAAAAGCCGCCUGUCCUCGUGCUAAACUUACACUUGCAAUUACACCGCUUAUUUAUUUGUACUCAUUUAGCCUUUAUUUGCGCUCUGUAAAUGGUAAAUGGUAAUUGUCGAAAUGGAUCGUCUAAUAAAUAAGAGUACGAGUAGUUAGGAAAUUAUAUUCAUUUUGCCCUUCGCACACUUUUCGUUUUCAAUUCUGUUUUCGGUCGUCGUAAGAUAUUUAUAUGUAUGUAUAAUCAUUGUGUAUGGAUAUAUACAUAUAUAUAUACAUAUAUACAAUUUACUAGGAUAUUUUUCAAACGCGCUUUAAGUGUCUACUGCUAAACGAAAAUCCUCUUUAAACGCGUAGCAUACAUUGUAACUAAUUAAAAUACUUAUGUAUAGUCGGUAAGUCGGACAAGAACAAAAACCAAACACACACAAAAACCAAAGAGCACAGCGCAAAGUAAAUAUGUGUAAAGCAAGUAGCAAACUAGUCUAUAUAACAACAUACACUAUAUGUGUGUGCAUCAUAUAACUAGCUGUUAGCAAUGAUUUUUAACUUCAAAAUCGAUGAAAGCUAAAGUAAAAAUCGAUAAUAUAUGUAAAUUAUAUAUAUAUGAAUAUUACGCCUGCAAAACAUUUUCCUACAGUUUGAUGAAAUAGCUAAACUAAAUUAAAUUUAAUAGAGUCGAACAAGUUUCGGCGCAAAUAGUUGAAACAUUUUCUAACGGUUGUUCAAAAAGGCAUUAGUUUUACAAUUAAACAUUAAACGAAAAAUGAAAAUUCAGAUUGAAAAAAGUAAACCCUUAGUUUCAGUUCAAGGUAUCAACAGCGUUUGGUGCAUUGAUAUAAACUGAAUGCUUUAUUGAAAUAACAACAUACAAACAAUACAAUUUUUUAUAAACGAAAACGAAAUGAUAAAUGCAACUUACAAGAAGUAUAUACUCGUAAUUACAUACAACAUGGUAUAACAAAGUUCAUAUUAUAUAUAAAAAGAUAUGGCUAAAAUGUCUUAUGCAGGUAUUGACGUCUUCCUAUGCUACGCUGUCUAUUAUUAACUAAACAAAUAAUUAAUAAACAAAAAUGAAAACAUUUAUAAAAUAUACUAUAAUUAACUAGCUAAUAGGUAUAUUCUAAUAUAUGCAAAAAUAAGUACUUACAUGUGUAUAUUUUGUGUGUUGAAUUGAUAACAUUUGCAAGAGAAUGGUCGAAAUGAAGUACACUCAGAUUAUACAAAGAAAGUAUAUAAGCUUUAACUAUAAAUGAUUUAUUUUAAGUGAGAAUCUAUGGACUUUUACUUUUUCCAUUUGUGUUACAACACUUUUGUUUUAAGUUGAUUCAUGCAGAAUUCAUUACAAUGACGUGAAUUAGUUUCAAAUUCUACGGGCAAAUGUUUCCCACCAAUCUAUACCCUCUACUUUCCACUCCAAUUCAUUUCUCAAUUCAUUGCAUACAAAACGUACAUACUCAUAAGAAAUAUUUGUUUCAAAAAACGAAACAAUCUCUUACUAACUCAAUAUCUACCUAUCAUACUCGUACAUUACGUGUAAAUCUGUGUGUUGUGUCUCGAAUCCAUUCAUCCAAUAUCUGUGUGUUAAUGCUUUAAUUCUACGGAAGUAAGUCCAUGCACUGAUCCAAGCAUGUUAACAUGUACACAUGUCUAAUUAAACGAUGACAGAUAUCUAUAUCAAUAUAUAUAUACAUACAAAAUUAUAUACGACAUAACUCGUUAAAAAAAGUUCUAUGAACAUUUGAAAAUUUAACUGUCACAGCAAUUCGCAAAACAUAUCAUAAAUGUUGUACAAUUUUCUGUGUUAAAGUGGAAAAACCAAAAAGCAAAAAAAAAAAGAAGAACGAUAUAUUAAAAUUGAAUAAAUCAUAUAAGAUAUAUGUUUAUGCCUUGACAGGUGUCUUUAAGAAAUUUGUCCAAACUUUCCCGCAAAUUCUAUCAGUUAAAAUUAAAGGGAUGUUAUUAACACCUCGAUGUCAUUAAAGUAUUUGACGGAUAAUUUAAAAUUGAUCUGCAUCUGAACACAUAUGAAACCACAAACCGCAACAAAAAUCGAGAGACAAUGGCAGCAAUUAACAGUAAAGCAUCAGAGUGGGUGGCAGACAUAAUUGCAAUUAACAUAAUUUAAUAAAAAUUUAAUUGUUUAAUUGUGCUUUUUGUAAAGAGGCACCAAUAUGCAAAUUAACAUAAAGCAGAAUAAUCAUUGAAUAUAAUUUCACACACAGCAACA